CAUUUACUAAACAAGCUAAGACUACAUUACUGUUGGAUCAUCGUAAAGAAAUUAUUGAUAGAGCUAUUAAGUUUUGUAAACAGCCAUCUAAACUAAAAGAUAAAUCAUGUACAUUAACAUGGGGAGAUGUGGCAUCUAGUCUACAAUAUAGAUUAUCACAUUUAGAUAAUUUAAACAAUGAUACAAUAAGGUCUUUUAGUCAAGUGGAUGAUCCAGUCUAUAAAGAAUAUUCUGAUCUUUAUGAUUUAUCGGCUGGUAGACAAGAUCAGUUAGAGAAGUUGUUUAUUAAGAUGAUAUUAGAUGGUCAAACACCAGAUCUAGUAGAUGAUGUUUUACAAGUAUCACCAUUACCAGAAUUCACAGUUCAAACAGCUUUACAAGAUUCAAUUAAACUUAUUGCUCUAAAACUUAGAGGUGAAGAUUGUGAUCAAUUAGAAGGUUAUGAUUGUUUAAAGACAUUAGAAGAUAUUGUUACUAAUGUACAAGAACAUGAAGAAACUAGCGGUGAUUUAGUCAAAUCUGAAGAUGUAAUGGUUUUAUUAAGACCAUUUUGUUCAGAUUCAAAUAUAGCUGUUAAACCUAGAUUAGAUGUCUUACAUAUAUUAGGAAAGAGCUUCCAUUUAUCUGAUGAAGAUAGUGUUUUAUUAAAUUUAUAUAGAACAAAGGCUGUGAUAUCCGAAGCUUGGAGUCAUAUUCAGGUAACUGAAGAUGAUAUUAAAACAGAAGAAAAUCGUUUAUUACUAUUUAACAAGCUUUUACCUGAUAGUAAAACAGCCAAUCAAUAUCUAGCAUUGUGUCGUCUGCUCAAACUAUGGCCAACACAAACAAAAUAUGAAAAUCAAGGUCCUGAAAUAAACCUGUGGGUAAAAGUGUUUGAUGUGAUAUGUAAAGAUAAAAAUGUAGAUAAUUUAACAACUACUAUACUACAAACUAUAUGUGAUGUAAUACCAAUAAAUAUACAGUGUACAAAGCAUGUGUUUGAUAAUUUGGUAGAGAAUAAUAAAGAUAUAGAAGGUGUUAAAUUAGUUUUAUUAUGUCAACAUAAACAACUUUAUACAGAUGCUGUUAAUAUUCUUACUAAUCAUAAACAGCCAAUUAGUGAUAAAGAUUUGCUCAACUUGCUACUCAAAAAUCACCUCAUGUCCUUCAUAGUACCAACAUUAUACUACCCAUUAGCACUGGAUAUUCUUUUAGAUGCUCAAGGUAGUUCAGAUCUACCAGACCAUUUAUCAGCUGAUAUCGUUGCCAGAGAAUUGAAAGCGGCUGGAUAUGAUGCAGAAGCUGGAACUCUGUUAUUACGAGCACGAUCUAGUCACCCAUUAUUACAGACAUUUGGUUCAGCUUUAGGAGUUGUUGGGAAAUGGUUAAAGUCUUGAUGAUUAUUAUUAUUAUUAUAUUGUUUUGUUAUAUAUAUGUAGAUCUAGAAUGGUGAUUGUUAUAUUUAUUAUUAUUAUCAUGCAAUAUGUAAAGCAGUUUAAUGAAGCAACUAGUCCCAAAUCACUAGAUGAUCAGCUAGGCUUAUCUGAUGUCAUGUGGUAACCAGCUCAAAUAUGAAGUGACCAACUUGCUAUAAGACAAUUCCAUAUACAAGUAUAUCUCAGUACAUAUUAUUUAAAUACUAGAAAGUGAAAACCAUUGUGGCAUAAAAAGUUUAUUUUGAUUGGUCAAUAAUAAAGCAACACUUUUUAAAUCACUCAGUGACAGCCAGGCUUGUUUUAAAUCAUAUUUAUUUUGAUUGGUCAAAAAUAAAUAUUGUGAAGUAGUUUAUUCUGUAAAUAAAUCAGUAAAACUAUUACAAUAAGCCUCCCACUGUUCAUCGCUGUGGUGUUGCUCAAUGUACAUGGUUCAGAAUUGGUGUGGUUUAGGAUCAUUAAGCAGUUACAAUUUUUUUAAAAAUAGUUCUAUUAAAUAUCUGCUGUGUUAUUCUAAAUUUUAUUGCCUUGAAACUAAAUCGUAUGUUCAUGGUAGAUAACCAGUUUAUAUUAUGCUGUUUUUGUAUUAUGACCUAAUUACGAGUGUCUGCUGUUGAAAAUAGAGCUAGACUUGUUUCCAAAUUACAGUUAGUACGAGUGUCUGGCUUGAAAAUAGAGCUAGAGUUAUGUCCAAAUUACAGUUAUUAUGAGUGUCUGUGUUGAAUAUAGAGCUAGAAUCACGUCCAAAUUACAGUUAUUAUGAGUAUCUGUCUUGAAAUAAGUGCUAGAAUCACGUCCUAAUUACAGUUAUUACUAGUGUCUGACUUGAAAACAGCGCUAGAAUCAUAUCACAUUUCUAAAACAAUGUAAAAUUUCGAAAAGAAAAUUUUUUUUUUAAAAUUGAAACUCUAAAUUGAUGUAAAUCAAACGUUGAUCUAAGGGAAUUCUGUCCACUGAGAUUCACUACCAGAUUGACUUGAUUUGAUAUUAAUUGUUGUUUGCUUCUUGCAAUGUCUUGCUUGUAGUGCUGUCCUCCUGUUCUUACUAUACUAUUCAAAAAAAGUAGGGGAUAUUUGAUUUUUAAGUGUUAUUAAAGUCACCUAAUGAAACUGACGAAGAAACAAAUGACAAAAUGAAAUGAAGUUCACAUUCAUCGAUUUAUUCCAAAUGAUCGUUAGACUAAGUAAGGCACAGACUGACCAUUAUAAGGGUAAAAUGAUACCCGGGUCAAACAGCAAAGUUACCACAGCAUCACAACCAAGUCAGUAACGGGUAAAUCCUCCUCUGUUUGCCAAACAAGCAUUGAUCCGACGUGGCAUACUCCUAAUGAGACGUCUAAGGUCAUUUUGGUCCAGAUUGUCCCAUUCCUGUUGCAACGCAGCAGCAAGUUCUUGGACAUUGGCAGGACGUUGUUGACGUUGACGUAACCUCUGUCCAAGCAUGUCCCAGACAUGCUCGAUGGGGGAGAGGUCGGGACUCAGUGCUGGCCAAGGUAAUGUGGUGAUGUUCUGUUGUUGGAGGUAACCUGUAACGAUCCUGGCCCUGUGACAUCUUGCGUUGUCAUCCUGGAAGAUGAAACGGCGGCCAUGACGUCGUGCGAACGGCACAACAUGGACUGCCAAGAUGUUGUCCCGGUAGUACUGGCCUGUAACACGCCCUGCAACAACAUGUAAAGCCGUUCUUCCAGCAACAGUGAUGCCUCCCCACACCAUAACAGAACCACCCCCAAAUCGAUCAUGUCUGAUGACGUUAACGUCUUGGAAGCGCUCGUUUCGACGACGCCACACCCUCCUACGUCUGUCCAAAAAAUCAACAGUGAACCUUGACUCAUCUGAAAACAUCACAUUGCUCCAGCGUCGAUUAUCCCAGUGUUGACGAUCCCUACACCAACGACGUCUUGCCUGAAUGUGAUGAUCUCUCAAACAAGGGAUCACGCGAGGACGUCGGGCGCGAAGGUGACCCCUAUGCAGUCGAUUCCGAAUCGUCUGGCCACUCACUCUCACACCAGUGUCUGUUUGAAGACGAGCGCUGAUCUGAUUUGCUGUGAUGACACGAUUUCUCAAGGCCAAGGUACGGAUAAAUCGAUCCUGGGCUUGAGUUGUCGCCCUUGGUCGACCUGAGCGUGGUCUGUCCUGUACAGAUUGUGUAUCACGGUAUCUGGACCAUAGCCUGCUUAUGACAGACUGAGAAACAUUCAUCGUCCGCGCCACAACCGCCUGUGUUGUGCCGAUCUGUAGCAUGCCAAGGGCACGUAACCUUUCAUUUUGGGUAAGCCGACGCAUAUCAAAAUUUGUUUUCUGGUCACUAAAACAAUUAAACUGAUGUUUCCACCCUGGAAUUCAAUGCCACAAUGACUGUAACAUUCAAAGUCAGAGUCGUGCAAAUCUUGGGUUGGACCCCCAUGAUGAUCCCAAGCAUCACCUGCAUUCCAUGCGGUAGCUAUUGGUGCGUUUGGGCGUCACAUGUAACUGGAAAUGUUUCUUCUGUUAGGUUCCAUAGUGACUUUUUUCGUAGUCAUUUGCAUAUUUUAGUAUUAUGCCCCCAAAAUCAAAUAUCCCCUACUUUUUUUGAAUAGUAUAUUACAGUAGAAUUUUAGCCCUUCAUACUUCAGAAUAUUCUCGUGGUUGGGCUUUGCUCCUGUUUGCUCACUUUAUUAUUUAUACUUUUAGCGUUUUGAAAGAUUCUAUCUGGAUUAUGGCCCCUAUUAUAGCCAUUCAAGAGACGAUCAUUGUCAAGAUCGGUCUUUCUUGUAAAUAUUUUUUUUUUCAUUUUGAGUUAAGCCUGCAUCAUUACAGGCCCGGGACUGUAUAUCACAGUGGACGCUUAGGACUGGCCCCCGGAUAUUUGUUGUGUAUUUCUCGCCAUGUCUUUGUAGUUUAUGUUGUCUGUAGGUCCUGCACUUACUAUUAAAAAUCAGAAGUGAUUAUUCUGAUAAAAGAAAUACCAGGAAGUUAAUAAUCGACACUUAACCACAGUCAACAUUUCUCCAUCUGAUAAAAGAGGCUUUAACUUCAAUCAACUAAAAUUGAUCACAAUGAAGUGUGUUAUGUGUGAAUUAUUACAUUUUCAUUUGUGUUACAUUGCUAUAUUUUGGAGUGCUACCACAUUUGAAAUAUCCCUUUCUUAAAUGAAAUUAUACUUUUUAUUGUCAUUAUGUGAAAAUAAAAAUUUACUGUUGAUUAAAUUAAGAUAAUUUUAAUGAAAGUUGUUAAAUAUAUAUACUAACUAUAAAUUAAAUGGAUUUUUAUGGACUUGUUUAGCUUCAAUAAAACGUAAAAUAUA
Patella vulgata (common limpet) is the source of this 4694-nucleotide messenger RNA. RefSeq names its product NBAS subunit of NRZ tethering complex. NCBI's taxonomy places the organism in Eukaryota, Metazoa, Mollusca, Gastropoda, Patellidae. Gene Ontology annotation, cellular component: endoplasmic reticulum membrane; Dsl1/NZR complex. The transcript is spliced from 11 exons. Gene Ontology annotation, molecular function: SNARE binding. Bases 291 to 1376 code for a protein of 361 amino acids. The record is from RefSeq and is a predicted model, not a curated record. Gene Ontology annotation, biological process: retrograde vesicle-mediated transport, Golgi to endoplasmic reticulum.